ACAAGAUGGCGGACAACAGGAGAACAAAAACACAUGAGAAAAAAGUUUGUGCCGACUGAAGAACUAUAGAUGGAAUGGUGUAUUUCAGAGGGCUGAUAAACUUAACAACAAUCGCUUCAAAGAUAAAGUUCCUAAAUAGGGUUAACUACUAACAGCUGAUAUGGAAAGAGCUACACCAAGUGCCAGGGAUGUUGCAGCCAAGAUAUUUGGCAGAUCUGGGCUAGUAACCAGUACUAGAAACAUCAAGGCUCAUGUGACAACACCAUCUGAAGAUGCUACACCAAGAACACUUAUUGGAGGAAUCCUAGAUGCUGYAUCUGUCAGUAAAAGUAGCCUUGUUGCAUCACGGAAAUCAAAGCUGACCAAAAGCCCUGCCACAGGACCCCCACGAAAGAAAAAGAAAGCAAUAAGACAGUCUUUAGGAGACAAUGCUACCCCAAGGACAAUUAUUAAGAAUUUCUUAAUGGAAGCCUCACCAGAAACCCCACUAGUAGUGCCUCUCAAACUUCCUGAAAACCGUUUUCAAGAUAAUGAUAAUGAUACAAGCAGCCAAUCUCUGCCUCAUGACAUGCAAGCUUCAACAUCCUCUCUACAACAAGAUUCUACAACAACUGAAAAUGAGAUUCCAGACCAUGAAAUUGAUAGUCUGCCAAAUUCAGAAGAUAGUCAGACUCCUUUGGCUGGUGAAAUGAAAGAAGGAAAUGAUGCUUUCUUAAGGCAGAAUUCAGUGAAUAAAAACARUGAGGAUGCCAAGGUUUUAAGUCAUGUUCCAGUGAACACUGAAGCUGAUAUACCUGAAAUAGCACCUGAAGGAGUUAAUGAGUUCUCUACAAGAACAAUGACAAAUGAUGAACAAGAAUCUCACUCAGACAGUAUUCCAGAUGAAGACAUUAUUAUGCCAUCUGUCGACACCAGUUCUGAGCCUCCUGAAAAAAGUAGAUGGAAGGACUUAGUGACUCCCCAUCUACCUUUAAAGACAAGGAAGAUUCUCUUGGAAAAACAAACAGCGCAAGAAGAAGAGGAGGAGGAGGAAAGUAAAAGGGUCCCUAAAGCUGCAAGGAAACCACCAACAAUAAAUAAAAGAAUCAAAACAAAAAGCACUUCUUCUGGUGAUACAAACCUCCCAUCAGGCCUGGUCAAGAGCAUAUUUCAACAUUUCUCUAAAAGCAGGAUUUCAAAAAAUACUCUUAAUUCCAUAGAAAAGGGGUCCAGUGUGUUCUUCAAGCAAGUCUCAUCGGACCUGAUGGCCUACUCUAGCCAUGCUGGGCGAAGUACAAUAGAGAUUGGAGAUGUGGAACUACUCAUGAAAAGGCAAGGUUUCAUCACUGACAAGCAGUCAUUGAAUUCGCUUAUCGAGAAAUAUUUGCCCCUGGAAUACAGACAGGAGCUCAUUCCAGUAGUGCAGUCAGGCAACAACGUUGUGUUGAAAAAAUCUAAUUAAUGACACUCUUUUUCUCUCAAAGCUGUUAUACUUUCUCUUCUAUUCUUAUACUUCAAACAAUCUUCAUUGAUGGUUCCGAUACUGCCGCUACAUCUCACAACCCAUUGCGUCGUCAGUAGUAUAGAUUUGCACACCUAAAUUUCUGAUUACAGACAGAUUAAUUUCUUCUUGGUAUCGUUUGUAUUGGAAUUGUUAUUUAUACAAAAAAUCAGUUACAGAUAGUGAUUUUGUUUGUGGAAUAAGAUGCACACUGGAAAAAACCAGCUGUAAAGAGACUGGUUCAUCCUUUGUUUGCCAUGUAUAGUGUAGUUGACGAUUCGAAAAAUCUAUCCAUUAAGGACACCUUAAACUGUAUUUUCUUAUUUUCAUUUUUAAUAAAUCUUAUACCUCAUUCA
This is a messenger RNA of Actinia tenebrosa (Australian red waratah sea anemone), 1836 nucleotides long. RefSeq lists its product as uncharacterized. NCBI's taxonomy places the organism in Eukaryota, Metazoa, Cnidaria, Anthozoa, Actiniaria, Actiniidae. Gene Ontology annotation, molecular function: DNA binding; protein heterodimerization activity. The record is from RefSeq and is a predicted model, not a curated record. Gene Ontology annotation, biological process: kinetochore assembly; chromosome segregation; mitotic cell cycle. Gene Ontology annotation, cellular component: kinetochore.